UUUUAUGACGGCGGGGCCUCAGGAUCUGGAAAGAAGAGUAGUAAGCCUUGAGGGAGCUCUAACUGACUCCAAUAGACAAAUGUUCCUCCUUAAAGCUAAAGUCUCCGAAUUAGAACGUAAAAACCAGGAUCAAGAAACCAGAUUAGCAGCUGUGGAAGGGAAUUGUCGAGUGUCCGAAAUGAAAAGUUCAAGUUGGGAGACAUUUCUUGACGGAAAAGCAGAAAAGUACACGAAAAGAAUUGACAUCGCUAAUGAAAAGUUCACUCCACCAAACAUUAUUGAAAGUUCUCCAUCAAAUGACAAUACUUCGACAAAAACAAAAGGAGGGAUUCUGAAGUCCCUAAUCAAACGCGAGGUGCCAGUUCAGGAAUAUUCCCAAAUGGAAGAUUCACCAAACGUGGCGGUGGAAAAACGCCUCUUGUCCGGACUUCAAACUACACAGACUCCUUUUACCGGUGGUGUUGCGUUUUCAGCAUACGUAUCUACUUAUGAAACUGAUUUAUCAAAAGACCACACCAUUAAAUUUGACAGAAUUGUGACAAACAUCGGCAAUCAUUGCAAUCCCAACACUGGGGCGUUCACUGCUCCACAACAUGGCGUCUACGUCUUUACUUGGAAUAUUUAUUGUUUCUCGGGGGGUUAUAUCGAUUCCCAAGUUGUCGUCAAUUCUAAUGCUGUUGGCGCAAUGUAUACAACAGCACAGGGUGCGACAAAUAUAAGAACUACGACAGGUAUUGUGGUGGUGGAGGUGAACCAAGGUGAUGUGGUGUUUGUCCGCACGCAUCCAACUCUAGGCAACAGUGGUAAUCUCUAUAGUAAUCCAGACUGGCGGUCGACAUUCAAUGGAUGGAAACUAUUCUGAUAUCAUUCAAUUGAUGGAAACUAUUUUGAUGUUAUUAAAGCAUUUAAAAUCUAAAUCUUA
Ostrea edulis (European flat oyster) is the source of this 922-nucleotide messenger RNA. RefSeq lists its product as uncharacterized. The transcript has 2 exons. Gene Ontology annotation, molecular function: protein binding. Lineage: Eukaryota; Metazoa; Mollusca; Bivalvia; Ostreida; Ostreidae. Bases 5 to 862 code for a protein of 285 amino acids. The record is from RefSeq and is a predicted model, not a curated record.